AUGCCAACUCACAAAGCUUUUGAGACAGCGGGCAAGAGUCCGGGUCUUCAGAUUUGGCGUGUGGAGAAAUUGGACCUGGCAGAGGUUCCUAAAGAGAUGCACGGGUGCUUCUACAUGGGAGACUCCUACAUCGUUCUCUACACCAGCCUCAGACCGUCUUACAACGUGCACACCUGGAUCGGCUCGCAGACGUCCCAGGACGAGAAGGGGGCAGCGACCAUUUUCAUGACGCAGCUGGACGACGCCUUGGGCGGCGCCGCCACGCAAUACACCGAGCACCAGAACGAAGAAUCGCUCACUUUCCUGGGCUACUUCAAAAAGGGUCUCAAGUACCAGAAAGGAGGCGUGGCUUCCGGCUUCCGAACGGUAGUGCCCAACGAAGAAAACGUUCAGCGUCUGCUGCACGUCAAAGGUCGCCGGCAGGUGCGCGCCACCGAAGUGGACCUGAGCUGGGCCAGCUUCAACAAAGGAGACUGCUUCAUCAUCGACUUGGGCAAGGACAUCUACCACUGGGCGGGCAGCGAAUGCAACCGGUACGAGCGUCUGAAGGCCACGCAGCUGGCCGUGGACAUCCGAGACAACGAGCGCAGAGGCCGCGCGGAGCUCCACCUCAUCGACGAGGGUGAGGAGCCCAAAGAGGUCAUCAAGGUCUUAAAAGAGAAACCCGAACUGCCUCCGGGAAGCGCUGACGUGACCCAGAUGCAAACCUCCAAAAGUCAGGCGUCCCUCCACAAGGUGUCGGACGCUUCUGGCAAGAUGACGCUGACAGAGGUGUCCAAGAAGAACCCGUUCAAGCAGGAGAUGCUCAAAUGCGAGGACUGCUACAUCCUGGACAACGGUCUAGACCACAAAAUCUUCUUCUGGAAAGGUCGCAAAGCCAACCCCAAAGAGCGCAAGGCCGCGCUGACCUACGUGGAUCAGUUCAUCAAGGAGAAGAAUUACACCAACAAGUGUCAGGUGCAAGUGCUGCCGCAGGGGGCGGAGAGCACCCUCUUCAAGGACUUCUUUGAGAACUGGCUGGACAAGGACGAGACUACGGGGCCGGGUCAGGCUUACACUGUGGGCAGCAUCGCCGUCGUCAAGCAGAUCCCGUUCGACGCCGCCACUCUCCACAGCAACGCCGCCAUGGCCGCGCAGCACGGGAUGGUGGAUGACGGUUCAGGGAAAGUGCAGAUUUGGCGCGUGGAGGGCGGCGAACGCGUCCCCGUGGACACGGACACCUACGGACAGUUUUUUGGCGGGGACUGCUAUGUGCUGCUCUACUCUUACAACAGUGGCAGCGGGGAGAAGCACAUCAUCUACAUGUGGCAAGGGAACAAGUGCUCCAAAGAUGAGCUGGGAGCUUCCGCCAUUUUGGCCGUGGCUUUGGACGACUCCAUGGGAGGCGUGGCUACUCAGGUGCGUGUCACUCAGGGGCAAGAACCGCCCCACCUGCUAAGCCUGUUUGGAGGCAAACCCCUGGUGGUCCACCACGGCGGGACGUCCCGCAAGGAGGGCGCCAAAGAGCCGGCCCCCGAGACCCGCCUCUACCACAUCCGCCAGAGCUCCACAAUGGCCACCCGCGCCAUCGAGGUGGAGGCUGACGCGGCUUCUCUCAACUCCAAUGACGCGUUCGUGCUCAAGACCCCCAAAGGCCUGGUGGUGUGGAAGGGGCGCGGGGCCACGCCGGAAGAAAUGGCCGCCGCCAAGCACGUGGUGGCCAUCCUGGGCGGCAGCACCCACACCGAGGUGGCGGAGACCAAGGAACAAGAGAGCUUUUGGAAGGCGCUGGGCGGACGGAAGAAGUACCAGACCUCGGAGGUCCUGAGGAACGCCAAAGUGUGGCAACCCAAACUCUUCGGAUGCUCCAACGCCAGCGGGCGCUUGAUCGCGGAGCCGGUUCCUGGAGAAUUGGAUCAGCUGGACCUGGAGACUGAUGAUGUCAUGAUUCUGGACACUUGCCUCCAUAUCUACAUUUGGAUCGGGAAAGACGCCAACCAGACGGAGAAAAACGGAGCGGAGCGCAUCGCCGAGGAAUAUUUGAAGUCAGACCCUUCCGGCCGCCACGGCAUCCCCAUCACCACCAUCAAACAGGGCCAGGAGCCGCUCUGCUUCACCGGAUGGUUCCAGGCCUGGGACGACGCCUUGUGGGAGAAAGACCUCAUGAGCAUGGUCUGCGCACGCUAA
Nerophis lumbriciformis (worm pipefish) is the source of this 2166-nucleotide messenger RNA. The record is from RefSeq and is a predicted model, not a curated record. NCBI's taxonomy places the organism in Eukaryota, Metazoa, Chordata, Actinopteri, Syngnathiformes, Syngnathidae.